CCACCAUCCGUGAUUUCAUAUCUCAGAGAGUACUGGCUCGAUUACAAGCCCUACUGGUCUGCCAUCUACCACCAGGACAGAACCAUUCUGGAAGAAUGUGAUACGAACAUGCUUGUAGAAGUCUGGCAUCAUUUGUUGAAGGGCCAUUUUGGUGAAGGCAAGCGCAAUCGCCAUCUCGAUCAUCUGAUAUAUCUCUUAGUUGUGGUCUCAAUGCACUAUUUCAUUCACUGA
Molecule: messenger RNA, 231 nt
Organism: Desarmillaria tabescens
Lineage: Eukaryota; Fungi; Basidiomycota; Agaricomycetes; Agaricales; Physalacriaceae
Exons: 2
Source: RefSeq, a predicted model, not a curated record